Molecule: messenger RNA, 1740 nt
Organism: Ctenopharyngodon idella (grass carp)
Lineage: Eukaryota; Metazoa; Chordata; Actinopteri; Cypriniformes; Xenocyprididae
Gene: muc3a
Product: mucin 3A, cell surface associated
Exons: 11
Coding region: 173-1195 (340 amino acids)
Source: RefSeq, a predicted model, not a curated record
AUCUGCUCAGUCAACAACCAAAAGCAAUCCUAUUCAGUGUCAAAAUGGUGGAACUCCACUACAAAACAACCUGGCUUGUAUCUGUCCCCCUGGUUAUACGGGGACACUCUGCAGUAAUGCUGAAGCUCAAAUUGCAGUCAAAGACAACAUUGAAAGGACAGUCAAAGUUGCGAUGGAAGUGAAUGAACCCUUUACUACUGAAUAUGAAGACACAUCAUCAGCUCAAUAUAAUGAUUUUGUUAAAAAAUUCAUUGAAAAGGUUGAACCCCAUUAUAGGAAUAUCUCUAAUUUUGAGCGUGUGGACAACAUAAUUCUAAGUGCUGGUGGACCAAUAAUACAAAAAAGUAGGCAAAGAGGAAAAAGAAGCUUGACUUUGAAGGAAACUCAAAAAAGUCUGAAUGUUAAGCAUGAUGUUAUUCUUAACAUUACAAAUGAUAACAUCGAAGGUACUUAUGAAAAUCUCGUCAAAGAGUUGGAUGAGGUUCUCAGUGACAUAAAAGACAAUGUCGAAGGCUUAGAGGUAAAUGAUGUAGUUUCAACAAAGACUGACAUCAAAGAUGACAUCAAAGAGGUGUGUGCCGAGGCUACAAAAGAUUUAGAUGAAGUCUUCCAAAAGUAUUAUGAUCCAUUUGUUACUAAUGGCAAAGUGGUAUGUCUGAGUGCAUGCAAUAGCGCUCAUUCUACACCAAAAACGUGUAUGAACCAUGGCACCUGUGGAGUUUCUAAACAAGGUCCAUCCUGCUAUUGCCUCGAAACUGAUGCUAACUGGUACUUGGGAGAGGAUUGCAGUUUCCAGGUGCACAAGGUUGGAUUCUAUGCCGGAUUGGGAACAGUGGCAGCCAUUGCAGUAAUAACUGUAGCAUUCCUGACAGCUUAUCUUGUGAUAAACAAACAGGUGGUAAAAAGGAAUAAGGACAUUAAGCAAGAUCUAGUGAAAGAAUGGUUAGAUGAUGACUUUGAGUGGCCACCACAAAAGAAAACAUCAAACUCAGUUGGCAUGUAUGAUAAUCCAGUAUACUCACCGGGAGGCAUGCAUAAGCAGAACAGUUUAGAAAAAUAUAAACCAAAUUUCUCUAUGGAUCGAUACUACACCCAGAAUUUCUCACCUGAACCUGAUAUUAAUCUCCGGAAUCUUCAGAGAGAUCAGUUUAUGAAAAUGAACAAACCUCAGAUCCGGACAUCUUUUGAUAUUUAAGUGUGAUAUUCGAAAUGUAUGGAAUUUAACACAAGUAGAAUGGCUCUGUUUGACGUAUUGAAUGUAUCUGUUGCUUGGAUGCUUUAAAAAUAUCCAGUCUUGAUGUAUCAAUCCCAAAUCUAUUAGGAGAGAGUUCUAUUUAUACCAUAAAAUUUAGUAAUAGUACAAUUGUGCAUAUUUUCUGUAUCUCAGAUGUGUGACAAACAUUGUCCGACUAUAUUGUGUUUGAUCACAUGAUGAAGAGAAGCAGUGAAACUUUAGAAAAGCCCUGCUUCCCUUCAGAUAUGUUAUCAAAAUAAUGAAGGUAGCAAAAUAAGAAUAUAGUGUAGAGCUAUAUCAUUUUUACAGGUUUUACUUUGUUAGUGCUCCUUCAGGAGUCCUUGUGUUUUAUUAUUGUUGUUCUUUAUCACAUAGUAUUAAUAUGAAUUAGUUUGUAAAUUACAUAUUAACCACAAAUUAUUUAUUAUCAUUAUAUUCCACACGUUUGUAAAUUUUGUAAAUUGACACUUGCUUAUGUUCAAAUUAAUAAAUAUCUAUAUUCUCAA